Messenger RNA from Arctia plantaginis, 1866 nucleotides. Lineage: Eukaryota; Metazoa; Arthropoda; Insecta; Lepidoptera; Erebidae. The record is from the annotation of a GenBank genome assembly.
AUGGAUUCUGAAGUGAUCAGUGAACUCCUCAAGGCGAUCCGGGACGCUGUCUCUACAACACAUCAGAAGGAUGAUGACAUCGCUCUGCCACUAUUUGACCCGGAUAAAAACGACUGUGGAGCUAAGAACUGGUGCUGCAGUAUCGAGACACUUGCAUCGGAAUUGAAGUGGAGCAGUAUCAAGACUGCAGCUAAAGCUGGUAAGGCCCUGAAGGGUUCUGCCUUGACGUGGUUCGAAUCAUGGGAACCUUCGGAAGGCAGAUCCUGGGAAAAGUUUCGUGCUGAUAUCAUCGAUGCCUUUCCUGAAAGGAAAAACUUGUCCGAAAAACUCAGUAAGGCAGUAUUAUAUAAUUCAGACUCCGCGGACUCUUACGGAGAAUAUGCGAGAGAAAAACUGAGGUUAUUUCGGAACACUAAAAUCGCCUUCACCGAUGAACAAUUGAUCGAAUUAAUUUGUGGGGGUAUUAGUGAUGUUGAUGUAAGGAUGGCUUCUCUAAAUAGUGGCGUAACUACAACUUCUGCUCUUAUCUCUCUUCUUUCAAUAUACAUAAAAACCAAAAAGAGAGCCUUAGAAAAUACUGAUUCGGGCCCAUCAUCAGCUAAACGCCCAAAGCUCAACGGCGAAAGGAAAUGUUUUGCUUGUAACCAAGUCGGCCAUUUGCAAUCUCAGUGUCCAAAAAGUAGAAACGCUGUCAAGUACCCAGAUAUAGAGAUUAUCACCGAUUCUUUAGGAAGCCGUUUCUCUAGAAAGGCGGUUGAAACCAAGGCAGAAGUAAACAUAUGUACUACUUCGACCGAAUUAAGUGAAUUAACUUCUAAAAUCAAACAUUUAGAUUCAGCAUUACAAGAAAGAAUAAAAAAUAUUUUCACAAAAUACCCUUCUGUCUUGGAUGAAACCAGUACUGUGAAAACCGGCGAAUUAAGAUUAACUUUGGUUAAAAAUGAGAUAGUUAACUACCGUCCAUAUCGCCUAGCACCGAUAGAGAGAGAGAAGCGGCGCUCUCGCAGCGAGCGCGCGGCGAGCGCGCUGUCAAAUGCAGCGUCAUUUCAGCGUUGCAUCUCGCCAAGCAAGGACUUUACGUAUCGACAAGCAUACAGUAUAAGUACAAUGUUUAACAUUGAAAAGUUUAUAUUUGAAGUGAGAGAGAGACCUGCCCUUUACGAUGUUCAGUUGCCCGAGUAUCGGAACAGAGAAAUAAAGGCAAAGUGUUGGUAUGAUGUGGGAAGUGCUAUGUUCACGGAAUGGGAUGACCUAACCUCUAAAGAAAAAAAAGAAAAAGGACUUGAGUUAAUGACAAAAUGGAAAUCUUUAAGGGAUCAAUUUCGUAAGGAGUUAAAGUUGCAGCAAUGUUCAAAAUCCGGUCAAGCUGCCUCAAAACGACGAAAGUAUAUCCAUUAUGAUGCAUUACUUUUUUUAAAGAAACACACAGAACACGCUUUAACAUCGUCAAACAUGCUCAAUGAAGACAGUCAAGAUGUUUUUGAGGAUGACGACAGUUCGGUUAAUACCACCCCCAGUGUUACUGAACCAUCCACGUCGAAUAAAAAGAAAACAUUAGUUCAAAUGUUUCUGGAAUCGAAUAAAGAGAUAUCGAAUGUUAUGCGCGAGAGCAUAGAUAUACAAAAAAAUAAUGUUCAACGACAAUAUAACGACGAGCGUGGAAAUGAGGCAUUUUUCCGUUCGAUGCUACCACUUAUGGACAAAAUAAAAGAAGAUUAUUUAAUUGAUGCCAGAACUGAGAUUAUGGCUGUGAUUAAGAAAUACAUACCACCAUCACAUACAUUGGAAGAAUCAUAUUCUCGUACAUCCACACCAACAAGCGAUGACGAUAUUGCUCAAAUGUUAGAACACUUUGAUGGAAUAUAA